Molecule: messenger RNA, 1572 nt
Organism: Lingula anatina
Lineage: Eukaryota; Metazoa; Brachiopoda; Lingulata; Lingulida; Lingulidae
Biological process (GO): protein K6-linked ubiquitination
Cellular component (GO): BRCA1-A complex; BRCA1-BARD1 complex
Molecular function (GO): protein binding; ubiquitin-protein transferase activity
Source: RefSeq, a predicted model, not a curated record
AAACACCAUCUUGGCAACAUGAAGGUUUAGAAUGACGUGAGACAAAUAUACGCGGGUUUCCGUCCUUGGGGCUUAACUGUCUCAUGGAGUUCAGACUUCUGGAGGCUGCAAAGAAAGGGGAUAUAGGAACCACAAGAAAACUCCUCAGGAAUUUCCCCGAUGUAAACGCACGCGACGAAGUCGGAUGCAGUGCUCUGUCUCACGCGGCCAAAGGUGGUCACUUUGAAGUUGCCAAAUUGCUGAUAGAAGCUGGAGCUGAUGUCAAUAUUAUAGAUGGGGCCCAAGUCACACCGCUGCAUUUUGCUGCGGCAGGUGGGAAAGUUGAGGUGGUAAAGCUUCUGAUACUGUCAGGUGUGAACAUACAUGCCAAGAACAAAGAUGGUCUUUCACCGAUGGCCUUUGCUAAAUAUGACACAGAAACAAUGGAGAUCCUUCAAGACGCCAUCGGUGGAGUCAUGCCAGAGAUUGAAGAAUACAGUGAGGUGCCCAUCAUUCCCGACUUCUCAAUACCAGCCGAGAAGGUGAAGAAAAAGAAAGAUGGCAAAAAAGGCAAGAAAGGGAAGAAAGGAGGGAAAGGAAAGAAGAAAGGAAAAAAGAAAGGGAAGAAAAAGAAGUAGUCUUGUUUUUAAACAUGUUUUUAUGAAGGGAUCCAUGGCAAUAAUAUCAUUUUAAUAAUUCAGAAGUUCUUUCAAUAAUGCAUUGAUUACUACAGUAUAGGGGUAUAUGUGCAUGUAAAUUUGAUGACUAGAAGCAUAUGAUGUUAAAUACCUACUAGUACAUAUUUAGUAUCUUAAAUUUUACAAAUCACAGGAGACCAGUUCUCAUUAAUUCAGUAAUCAGCCGUAACUUUUUCCUUUUCAUGACUAAAUUGUAGACUAAAUUGAUUGGGGUAUACUGGCUCCCUGGUUCACAUAUAUUAUGCAGCUUACUGUACCAUGUAAUUAUUUCAAGUAAUUCUUGUGAUUUUAAUUUUAAGAAAUUUCAUUCAAAGAAUCAACAGAGUAAAUGAAAAACAUUCUGAUCAUGCAUCCCAAAAUUGAAUCUAAUUUGACGCAGUUUAUUUGUUAUAAAGAAGCAUAGCGUGCACUGUGACUUAUUUUCAGUUAUGCACUUGUAUAAUUCUAAUAUGGGGACUGAGAAUAGUUAAAUUGGGCAAAUCAUGCGAACUACUUGAAGUUAUAUUGAACAAGCUAUAAGUAUAUUCAGGUUUUCUGUACCUUGUAGAGGUGAUAUUUAUUUUGACAAAUACAGUACAUGUAAUUUAGAGUUAUUUUAAUGUGUUAAAACAAAACUAACAUCACCUUAGGGUUAUGUCUAGGCUCUGGACUGCUUGAGAGCUUUAAUAUUUUAGGAUGAUAACUGCAUUGAAAAGGAACUAUUUUAAAUUAGAUUGGCGUUUAUGUUUAUUGUGUCAGGAUGGACAUCUUUUGGAAGUCCCCUUUUCUACGCAUUUGCUGACAUUUCUAUACGCAACCUCAUUUUUGAUUUUAUGCUGAAGAUGUAUUUUCACUUGUUAAUGUUACACUUUUGAGAAAUAUUUUUGAUAUUUGAUUGUUAAUCAUAUUUGUCCUA